Messenger RNA from Ctenopharyngodon idella (grass carp), 7629 nucleotides. It is a transcript of the gene akt3a, whose product is annotated as v-akt murine thymoma viral oncogene homolog 3a. Gene Ontology annotation, molecular function: ATP binding; protein serine/threonine kinase activity. Bases 948 to 2204 code for a protein of 418 amino acids. The transcript is spliced from 15 exons. NCBI's taxonomy places the organism in Eukaryota, Metazoa, Chordata, Actinopteri, Cypriniformes, Xenocyprididae. Gene Ontology annotation, biological process: protein phosphorylation. The record is from RefSeq and is a predicted model, not a curated record.
CGCUCAGCACACGCAGGAGCGUCUAUGGAGCAGUGAGAGCAGGCGGGAGACGAACCAACUGAACCUGGCUCGGACUGUAACAGGAGACACGGGGUGAGAGAGGGUAACCUGCCUAUGUCGUCGUUGUGGUGUGUCUGAGCGCGGUUCCUGGGGUAAAGAACUACCGCAGCCUGUCCAUCAUACAACCCCUCCUUUCGAGACAGCACUCUAGUAGUGACCACUUGAGUCUGUGCUCUCUCUGUAGGCGUGCUUCUCCGAUUAUCCCGUCCAUCCAUGCUCCAUUCGAGCCUUUAAGGAGGACGCGCACAUACUCAGGGAGGGGAGGGAAGCCCAUUGGUCUCCCUACCGACGCCAGCGCCAGGCUGAGUCACUAUCGAGGAGUGGGAAGAUCUAGAGAGAGAGAGGGAGACAGCAUCACGGAGAGCACAAGAGAGAAAAGCAACGGAAGGAGGGGAAAACCGCUACACAACGCCUUUGAGAGCGAAGCGAGAGAGGCAGCCAGCGAGAACGACGUAAAAAGAGAGACAGAGCGCAGCAGUGAGGGAGGGAGAGAGACGCUGAGGCUGGGAGAGCUGACCCCCCCUCCCCUCUCCUCUCCUGUCCUCUCCUCUCCUCCUUCCCCCCCCUCCUCACUCCUUCAGGAGCUGGUGUGUAGGAGCGGCGAGUACAGUGUGAUUGAGGCAACAUGAGCGAUGUCACCAUCGUUAAGGAAGGCUGGGUCCAGAAGAGAGGUCAGCCCUUUGCCAAGGGUUCGUGCUCCGCUUGUGGUAAUGUCUGUGUCCUGAAAGAAGAGGAAUCCCUCAUUACCUUGUGAAUAUAUUAAGAAUUGGAGACCUCGCUACUUCCUGCUAAAAACCGAUGGGUCCUUUAUUGGAUACAAGGAGAAGCCACAGGAUGCCGAUCUUCCCUACCCUCUCAAUAACUUCUCUGUUGCAAAAUGCCAGCUGAUGAAAACAGAACGACCAAAGCCGAACACUUUUAUUAUUAGAUGUCUACAAUGGACUACAGUCAUAGAGAGGACCUUCCAUGUGGACACGCCAGAGGAGAGGGAUGAGUGGGCAGAGGCGAUCCAGAUGGUGGCAGAUAAACUCCAAAGACAGGAAGAGGAACGUAUCCAGUGUAGUCCCACCUCACAGAUAGACAACAUGGGAGAGGAGGAGAUGGACACGUCUAUCAGCCACCAUAAACGCAAGACAAUGAAUGACUUUGACUACUUAAAAUUAUUGGGAAAAGGCACUUUUGGAAAAGUCAUUCUCGUAAGGGAGAAGGCCAGCGGGAAAUAUUAUGCAAUGAAAAUUUUAAAGAAAGAGGUUAUUAUAGCAAAGGAUGAAGUGGCCCACACGCUCACAGAAAGCAGAGUACUAAAAAACACGAGACAUCCUUUUUUAACCUCUUUGAAGUACUCGUUCCAAACAAAAGACCGCCUAUGCUUCGUGAUGGAGUAUGUCAAUGGAGGAGAGCUGUUUUUCCAUUUGUCGAGAGAACGGGUGUUCUCCGAGGACCGCACGCGCUUCUACGGCGCCGAGAUCGUUUCCGCCCUCGACUACCUGCACUCUGCCAAGAUUGUGUACCGGGAUCUCAAGCUGGAGAACUUAAUGCUUGAUAAAGAUGGUCACAUCAAAAUUACAGACUUUGGCCUCUGCAAGGAAGGAAUCACCGAUGCUGCUACCAUGAAGACCUUCUGUGGGACGCCAGAGUAUCUGGCACCAGAGGUGCUGGAGGACAAUGAUUACGGCCGUGCGGUGGACUGGUGGGGUCUUGGUGUGGUCAUGUAUGAGAUGAUGUGUGGCCGACUGCCUUUCUACAAUCAGGACCACGAGAAGCUCUUUGAGCUCAUUCUAAUGGAGGACAUCAAGUUCCCCAGGACGCUUUCUGCUGAUGCCAAGUCUCUUCUGUCAGGUCUGCUCAUCAAAGAUCCCAAUAAGAGACUUGGUGGAGGUCCGGAUGAUGCUAAGGAAAUUAUGCGACAUAGUUUCUUUGCUGGAAUUGACUGGCAGGAUGUCUAUGAUAAAAAGCUGAUACCUCCCUUCAAGCCUCAGGUGUCGUCAGAGACAGAUACCAGAUAUUUCGAUGAAGAGUUCACAGCUCAGACGAUUACAAUAACCCCUCCUGAAAAAUUUGAUGAAGAUGGGAUGGAUUGCAUGGACAACGAGCGACGGCCACACUUCCCCCAGUUCUCCUACUCUGCCAGCGGGAGAGAGUGAGCGCCACGCAGCCGACACUGCCUCAUCCUCAUCAAGGUCACCACUGGAACAAAUUAAGUCUUCAGCUUCUAACAGCCCCGGCCCUAUUGACCCUCCAUCGUCCAUCUUGGUUCUGUCAUUUGUUUAGCUAGACCAAGGGAAACUUCUGAUUUAGGGAGUUGGGAAUUUGCACGUGGGGUCGGACCAAGGUCCAGCCCGCUCAAACGUCCUCACAGCUCCAGCCCAAAGGUUGGGUCGAGAUGGGAGAACUUUUGCUGGUUGUUAAGAGUUUUGUAUUUAUUGUGUUUCUCUUUUUGGUUUAAGAUGUUGCUCCACAUUCCUUAUUCAAUGGGAACUGAUAUCAAGACACAUCCAUUCAGUUCAGAUGAAAACAUAUAACUGCAUGGCUAGAGAUUCACAUGGGUUUUUACGAUUCCAAUCUCUCGGGUACAUGUAGUAUAACUACACACAAUCGCUCCAGUCUCAGCUUUUUAAGGCUCACCUUCUGUUAUAUAAACUUAAAACUGCCAUAAACGGUUUACUCAGGCUUCACAGAGGACAUCUGUGUUCAACUCAGUCAUCAGGACUAGCUUUACCCCUCAUCAUUCCACAACACAGUAUUCCUUCAUAUGAAGCCCUGUGAACCUGAGCUAUGCAGUGCUAAACCAUCACUAAAAUUACCCGUUAGAAAUGGUUACUCAGAUUAAUUCCACCAUAAAUGUAUUCAUGGAAGGCUUUAUUUCUUGCAUAUCACUCCCUAAGAAAAAUUGUCUCAGUGUUUUAUAGAAAAGAUGGCACGUUUGACUGAUGUGGAAUGUUUUAUGCAGUGAUAAAUGGCUGUGAUGUAGUUUCAUAUGAUGAUCAGAAUGAAUUCCCUCAGACUUUUUGUGAGAAACCCUUUCCACUCAAUGCUCAAUAGUGCAAUCACAGUAUAACAAAAAACAAAAACAGCAUUAAUAGAAAAAAAUGUCAGGAAGCACUAUUUUAUUUGUUUUAUAAUAAGAAAAAAAAGUGAUUUAAAAAAAAUAUAUAUUUAAGCAAAUUUAAUUUAUUCUUUUCUGUUUGUUUGUUUGUCCUCUCGUUUAUUAAGAGUGCUUUCGAAGUCUCCUUUUUUGAAUAAAACAAAUGCACCUAAAAAGGCUUACGAAUGUAGAUGGGUCAAUGCAAAGGCCUUAGUUUGUUUUCUAUUUUGUUUUCUCUUAACUGUUUUUUUUUUCUUUCUUCACAUCAGUGUAGUGUUGUUCUCUAAAGAGUUUCAUUUUCCUCCUCAACAUUGUGAGCAGUCUGAGUGAUGUUGAAAUGUGUCGCUUGUCUUUCCACCAAUGAAAGGGCUGUAAAAGACCAUACUGAUUCAUUGAGCUGUCCUCUGGCAGUAGGUUACUGUAUGUGAAAGUCUGUAACAGAGAAGGACACAUGCUCCAUUAUGCUUAGCGUUAGCUUUUAACGAGCAUUUAAACACAACACUGCACAUACUCGUUGUUCCUUCAAGGCAGGAGUGUGAAAAUUAAGGAAUCAUUUUGUUUAAUUGUAGGUAUGGAUAAGUUAAAUGCUAUUUUGAGCGUUAACGUGCUUCGCUACAUCUAAUAUCAUGUUCACAUUCCUUUCUAAAAUAUUAUAGUACACAAAUCAAAUCCUUCCAUCGUACGCCAAUCAGAUAUUAGCUUAAAAAUUCUUCAGUGAACAUUAAGCAUUUAUAGGGCUUUUCACGCUGCACUUAACCACGGGUUAUCGACGUUUUAAACACCGGAGUAAUGAAACCCUGCUCUGGAGCAGAGUUAGCACCGCUUUUGUGGCGUUAACCCCGCAUUGCGGUGCCAAACUUGUACAGUGUGAAACGCUGCAGUGUUAGAAUGUUACAACUAGAUGCUUAGCAACCGACAACCAAUCGCGUGCCUUAUGUUCACGCGCUUUGGGCAGACACUGAAACACCGCGCGAUGUAUAAUAAACAGUCGUUUCUGCGUAUGAUCUGAAAAAUGUCAAACGGCGAUGGAAAACGCAACAAUUGGAGUGAAGCAGAGACCGUUUCAUUCUUACCUUUAUAGUUCGAAAAGUUGACUCAGAAAAACUUGAUAUUACAGUCAGCAAUGUGUAAUAUGAGGACGCGCAAUGCUAGAGCCUUUAUGUAAAAACAGGUCACGUGCUGCGUUUGUCCAGUCAGUAACACUGACACCGCGAAUAUUCAGACAAGGACUUUAACCCGAGGUUUAGGAAUGUGCAGUGUGAAACGGCAGCUUAUAAAUACCCAGGAUUAACUGUUAACCCCGGGUGUAUUAUGAGCAGUGUGAAACGUGAAUAAAGAUAACCCAGGAUUCCGUUUACCCGGGGUUUAGAAUGACCAGGGUUAACUAUUUAGUGUGAAAAGCCCUUAUGAGUUAAAAAUGUUUCUGGUUGCAGACUGAGGAUUUACUUGAAUGAAGCUUGAUAAGAGGAUAGUCGAGGGAACUAGGAUAGUGAUGAAUGAGUUCAGAUGGACAGUGUUCUUUAAAUGAGGUCAAAGGGAAACACAGAGUAAUAAUUUGAUAUAUGCAGUACAUAUCUUUAUAGUGUUCGGCAAUAAAAACAGUAUGUGGUGUUUAUUUUCUGAGUGUAAAGAUGGCUUAUGUGCAUGUUGCUGUUGUGUUUAAUGUGUCCUUUUAAUUUGGGCAGGAAUGGCAAAAACUUAAAUUUAUAUUUGCCUUGAAAUGUGGCCCAGUGCAGCCCCUGUAUGAGGUUGUGAUGAGAAUUUUCGUAUUGAGGUGGGACAUUAAUAAAGAGGGAAGUGAUAUACGAGGAAGGACUGUCGCUAAAAUGAUAAGAAUGAUGUUAAAGGAUUAGUUCACUUUUAAAUGAAAAUUACCCCAAGCUUUACUCACCCUCAAGCCAUCCUAGGUGUAUAUGAAUUUCUUCUUUCUGAUGAACACAAUCGGAGAUAUAUUAAUAAAUAUCUUGACGCAUCCGAGCUUUAUAAUGGCAGUGAGCGAGGACCAACGAGUAUGAAGCUGAAGAAACUGCAUCCAUCAUAAACGUACUUCACAUGGCUCUGGGGGGUUAAUAAAGGCAUUCUGAAGCGAAGCGAUGCAUUUGUGUAAAAAAAAAAAAAGAUCCAUAUUUAACAAGUUAUGAAGUAAAAUAUCUAGCUUCCGCCAGACUGCCUUCCGUUUUCAAGUUACGGAAAAAACGGAACUGGUGUCGCGUUAGUUAAGCUUUUUCCAUAAGUUGAAUAGGGAAGGCGUAGCACGUAGCGUAGCUUUUUGAACCGCGACACCACUUCCGUUUUUUUCUGUAACUUGAAAACGGAAGGCAGUCUGGCGGAAGCUAGAUAUUUUACUACAUAAUUGCUCAUACUCGUUGGUAUCGUUCACUGCCAUUAUAAAGCUCGGAUGCAUCAGGAUAUUUAUUAAUAUAUCUCCAAAUUUUGUUCAUCAGAAAGUCAUAUACACGUAGGAUGGCUUGAGGGUGAGUAAAUCUUGGGGUCAUUUUCAUUUGAAAGUGAACUAAUCCUUUAGAGGUAUGUAUAUGAAAAGUGAAGUAGAAAAAGGUUUGAUAGAGUGAGGCGUCUGAACUGGAGUUUCUUGUAUGUGUGUUAAGGUCUGAUGUGGAUUUGAUGACGAGUGGUUAAGAACGAUUCAGAAAGUUUCUGUCCACACCCCUCACGGCGAAUAGAGCUUUCCGCCAAAAUGCCUGCAUUGAUUGUGAGCAAUGUUCAUUUUCCAGUGGUGUAAUGUGAGAUGCUGUAGCAUGGUACUGUUGCUCUAUUGCCAGAUUUUUUUCAUUUAAAACUGUGAUGUCCAACCCAAUAAUGUUUUCUGAUAGCACAGCUAUGGUACUGCAGGAAGAUUCGCUGUUUGUGUCAUUCUGUCUUCCAACUUAAACGUUUUCCUUUAGAUCAUUCCUUGCCUUUUCCCCAGUUCCUUUUUCUUAUUUUAUUUAUUUAUUGUUUGAGAGAGAGAGAAAGAGAAAGAAAAAGCGGUUAAUGCCACUACCUGAUAUAAUUUAGGCUUGUACUGCUGACUGUUUAGUUUUUUGGUGUUCAAUUCUGUUUGUUUGCUUGUUUUAUUACUUUUUUAAUUUAUCACAGAAUAACUUUUUGUGUCUUGUUUUACAUUUUCUGGUUAGGUAACAUUUACAAUUUUAAAUUUAUAUUGAAUAGGGAGAUGAAAGCACUCAUUUUGCAUUUUUUAUUUGCUCUUUUAUUUUUGCUUUUUAACUUUAGAUAAACUGAUUUGUGAUUGUACGACUCUUAUUUAAUCAUACUGUGACGCUGUUCAUCCAUUUCAUUAUCUUUAAUAUGCACUUGUGAGGGACCAAAGUGUUUUCCUCAAGACAUGGAGAGGCAGAGUAUGCUGAUGUUCAUUGGGGCGGUACCUUGCAUGUGAAAUACAUUCAUUGGUAAUACUUCAUUUAAACAGCAGAAGGGCCUUUGGCUUUGGCCAAAUCAAUCACACACUUUUGUAACUCCAUAUUUUAACACUCGGCUUUGUAUCUGCCUGUAGUAGCACUUUCAUACCCAUUGCUCUUUUUAUAAAGCUCAGCAUAAGAAAAUAAGGUCCCUGCUUUGGAAUACAGGAAAAUAAACAAAAGGAAAAAAAGAAGAAAAUACUUGAAAGCACAGAUUCGCCCUCAUAGACCUCAUGCUCAUAGAUUUUACUUUUCUGAGUGAUUGCGCUCUGUAAUAUGUAACAGCGUGGAUGCAGAUAGACAUGAAAUGCUGCCAGGAGACACAACCUUUGCCUGGUGACACAGACAGACUAAUGUUUCCCAAGGUUUCCUAAUGCUCUAGUGUUGUAGAAAAGCUGAGCUGUUCCGGUGUCACCACUUCAAGAGUUUCAGAGGACAAUAAACCCAACCCAACCUAAAGUCAUUAUUCCCUGAAUACUGAACUAGUGUGAGGAAGGGACCCAUGGAGACAUGGGCGGCACGGGCUCCAUCCCUCCUAAGCGCACCUCAGUGUGCCACUGCUGCUACUGUUUGUACUGUCUACAACAGAUUUUCUCUAUAUCGCGCUCCUGGUAGUGUAUUAUGAAUGAGCAUGAAUUGUAAAGUAUUUAUUUAAAAAUAAAAGACAAAUCUUAAAAAAACGACAACAACAAAAAAACAAAAACAUUUUAUGUCCAUGUAGCUUUAGAGUUUGUGACAUUUCUUGACCUUGCUAGCUCUGUCAUUAGAUCCAUGUUAAGAACUAGUCAUGUGGUUAAGAAUUUUACAUGGAAGGGAUUAACAGAAAAAUAUUUAAAAAAAAUAAAAAUAAAGAACUGUAUAACCAUCCAUCAUAUUUAAAAAAAAAAAAAAAAAAAAGUUUAUUUCCUUAAAUACAGUAUAGGGCCCACACGGAUGCGGGAAGCUUAUCUGCAAGAAACUGUUUUUGUACACUGUACAUCCUAGUAUUUUUACACGUAAAUGUAUAUGAUAGGGAUGCACAUUAUUUUCCUUCUUACAGACUGCUUAAAUAAAGCACUGUCAAUCUGC